This is a messenger RNA of Actinia tenebrosa (Australian red waratah sea anemone), 711 nucleotides long. RefSeq lists its product as uncharacterized. NCBI's taxonomy places the organism in Eukaryota, Metazoa, Cnidaria, Anthozoa, Actiniaria, Actiniidae. Gene Ontology annotation, molecular function: cysteine-type peptidase activity; nucleic acid binding. The record is from RefSeq and is a predicted model, not a curated record. Gene Ontology annotation, biological process: proteolysis; DNA integration.
AAAGCCUGACCAUCUGAUGAAUGAUCAGAUUGUUAAUUAUUUCGGCGGAUACUUGAUGUCACAACACCAACAUGUUUUUGCUGCAGACACAUUUUGGCUGUCUUACCUUAGCAAGCAAGAGYCAAGGAGGAUUAAAAACUUCAACUUUGACCAAUAUAAGAAGUUUAUUUUCCCAAUCCGCUGUCCAGGCCAUUGGUGGUGUGUAUCGAUUGACAUCUCAACCAAGACCUACUGGGUUGUGUUCAAUUUGUUAGAAACAAAGUUCAAGGAAGGCAAUAUUGACCUGGGUUCCUUUCAGAAGUUGAGCACAGAAGAAAGGAACACAAUGCCAUCUCAAGGGUCAAGUUCAACAGAUUGUGGAAUUUAUCUUCUCUGCUUCAUGACAUUAUUUGCRUCAGGUGUCCCAUUACAGUUCAAGAUACCUUCUAUCUCUAACAUAAGAAGAUCGUUUUGCCAGAUAAUCUUAAAUGGUAGAGACCCUUCAUGCACUAUGGAGGUGGACCUGCAUUUUGAAAGUUCAGUCAUUCCACCCAUCGGUUGUGACCAGCCUGAUAAGAGCAAUGCUAAUUCAUGUGAUGAGGAUGAUGAUAUCUUUAACUAUCAGAGCUUACCACCACUCUCUCCAGUAAAUCUAGAUUCAGAAAAUGUCAUUGCCACAGGUAUUAAUAAUGCCUAUUAUAAUUACAAUUGAAAUAUAUAGGAGCUUCUCAU